AUGUCAAAUAAUGAAAUCUUGGAUGAAACUCGCAAUAGCUUAGAAAAAGCUAUCAAAACAUCGGAUUAUAUUACUCAAUCAAUUAACGAUAAUAAUUGUCUAUAUGAUCCGUAUGGUGAAGAAAUAAACAAAAAUAUAGCAGAAAUUG
Molecule: messenger RNA, 148 nt
Organism: Racocetra persica
Lineage: Eukaryota; Fungi; Glomeromycota; Glomeromycetes; Diversisporales; Gigasporaceae
Source: the annotation of a GenBank genome assembly